AGAAAUUUGGCGUGACAGCAGCAGAACAGAGCAGUAUUGCCUUGUAACGUCAAGUGUGCUAACUGUCGUGAAAGCACAUCGACGGAGAAAGAAGUGUGCAGGACGCUAAUACGUCAGUCUUAUUAUUUGUUCUCCAGUUUGAAAUAUUUACGGCGUAUAAAAUACAUCUUUGAUUCUUUAUUUAAGGAUAAAGUAGUCUCGAUGCGCUAGAAGCAUUGUACCGCUUCUCCUGCUAUAUUUGCUUGUUAGUUAGCUUAGCUCGCUAGUUAGCUUAGCUUGUUAGCUGCUAACAGAAGACACAGAAGUUAUCAACACAUCGCUAAGUAGAGAUCAAGUGUGAGAGUAAGGUGUUGUGAUUGUGUGAAAAUGUCUACAUUACAAAUGUUGAGAGCGUUGGUGGAUCAGCGACUAACUGCUGCCGUUGAAGAAAUAUUUGUAGUGUUAGAAAGAACGAUAGCAGAAUACGAGGCGGAACUUUCUAGAACAAAAGAAGAGAACAAUCAACUACUGGACGCUGUUUUCAAGGAACAUCGAGUUGUGUUACACAGAACAGACGUCGAAGAAGAACAUCUUCCUCAUGAGCAUGAAGAAGAGGUACCACAUUCCCAUCACAUUAAAGAGAGAGGGGAGGAGCCACAGCCCCCCCACAUUAAAGAGGAACACAAGACAUCACAGACCCAUAGUGUUAAACUGACCCUUCACAUUAAAGGUCAAGCGGAGGACCCACUGACCCCUCACUUUAAGGAGCAAGAGAACCCGCUGACCCCUCACAUUAAAGAGGAAAAGGAGGACCCACUGAACCCCUACUUUAAAAAGGAAGAGGAGGACCAAGAGCCGCUGCACAUUAAAGAGGAGGAGGAGGAACACCGCAUCAGUCAGCCAAAAUGUUUGGAGGAGUUCCCAGUGACUGGUGUCCCUGUGAAGAGUGAAGCUGAUGAGGUCAAAGGUGAAAGUGAGGAGAAGAGAGAGGAGGAGCCUCCAAGCAGCAGCUCAACACAACACAUGACAACAGAAGCUGAUGGAGACCACUGUGGAGGAUCACAAGCAGACAAGCUCUUAGCUCCACUAUCAGAUAGUGAGGACACAACGUCACACUCUCCUGACACUGAUGAUGAAGACUCUAAAGAUGAUAAGACAUGUCACACUGACAACACUCACUUGAAAUGUUCUCACUGUGACAAAACCUUUAAAUACCAUAGUAUUCUGAAAAGACACAUGAGAAGACACACUGGAGAAAAACCUUUUUCUUGCUCAGAAUGUGGUAACAGUUUUGUAACAAGUGGAAAUUUGACAUUACACAUGAGAACACACACCGGAGAAAAACCUUUUAUCUGUUCACUCUGUGGUAAAGGUUUUGUACAAAGUCACAAUUUGAAAAUACACAUGAGAACACACACUGGUGAAAGACCUGUUAUCUGUUCAAUAUGUGGUAAAAGUUUUACACAAAGUCAACAUUUGAAAGUACACACUAGAACACACACUGGUGAAAAACCUUUUAUCUGUUCAAUCUGUGGCUCAUCUUUUACAAGGAAGACAUAUUUGAAAGUGCACAUGAGAACACACACUGGAGAAAAACCUUUUUCCUUUUCAACCUCUGGUAAAGGUUUUACACAAAGUCAAUAUUUGAAAGUACACACGAGAACAUACACUGGUGAAAAAUCACAUUCCUGUUAAUAUGCAACAAAAGCUUUUGUGACUGAUCAAACCUUGGAAGACACAUGAGAACACACAAGAGAAAAAGUGUUGAGUUGCAGUGUGUGUGGUGAAAGAUUCUCUUAUAAGUACCAGUGUAAGAAACACAAGUGUGCUGGUGAGAACAGCAGCGGCAAAUGAAAUUGCAGGAUUUGAAAUAAACUGUCAAGACUUUAAUUUUGACUUUCUAACAACAUCAGCACAUAUAACAUGUGUGACAUUUUUGUUUGUGUAACAAUCUUUUUAACAUGCUUCUACGUUUAUAGAUUGGAUAGUUUGAAAUAUGGAAGUAUUACAUGUUUGUGUUUGUAAUUGUUAAUAAUCCCAUAGAUUAGCCCCUAUUUAUGGUAUACAUAUGUACUGGUUCACAUCUGAAACAUCUUCUGGACCACUUCAGGAAGCAUAUUAUUAUUCACUUUAUACAUCAUUUGAACAGUUGUCUUUUAUUAACUUUUAAAAUGUGUGACUUUAUGAAUCAUUUGUUGGGUCUCUAUAUUCAAUUUUAUUAAUUAUCUUUUGUAAUAUGGUGAUUGUUUUUUAUGUAUGUCCCCAGACCUUUAUGCAAUAUAAAAGUGAGAGAAAAUGGCUGAAUUGUUUGUGGAAUGAUGUUUUUUUUACAAACUUACAUUCGUGGAUAAAACAAAAAAUCCUAUUAUUGGGUUUUAGACAUUUUUAAUGUAUGUUUUCUUUUUAAACAUCCCCAAAACAAUAUCAAUCAAAGUUCGGAGUGUCAGGCAAAAGCCAAUAUUGUACAUCAUCCCACAGAGAUUUACUUUGCAUACUGUUGGAGCCAAAUGUCCUUAUUUGUUUAUAUUGUUUUUAUUUUGUUUUCUCUAGUUGAUUGCUGGCCUCUGUUCUUGCUGAAUUUCCUUUUCGGCAGAUUGCUCCGCCCACUUCCUCUUGAGUACCAGGAAGUGUUGACAGGGAUGGGACCGUUGCUAUGGUGCGGUUGCCACGGUAACGUCAUUUAAUUGGGUUCAGAUGGGAGCACUCGGGGGGGAUUGCAUGUAGGACACGAAGAGUUUACGGCCGUGCCGUGUGUGGUCAGUUCUCGCUGCUGUG
Molecule: messenger RNA, 2754 nt
Organism: Entelurus aequoreus (snake pipefish)
Lineage: Eukaryota; Metazoa; Chordata; Actinopteri; Syngnathiformes; Syngnathidae
Product: oocyte zinc finger protein XlCOF8.4-like
Exons: 2
Coding region: 367-1674 (435 amino acids)
Biological process (GO): regulation of DNA-templated transcription
Molecular function (GO): RNA polymerase II cis-regulatory region sequence-specific DNA binding; DNA-binding transcription factor activity, RNA polymerase II-specific
Source: RefSeq, a predicted model, not a curated record